Fusarium mangiferae is the source of this 1089-nucleotide messenger RNA. RefSeq lists its product as uncharacterized. The record is from RefSeq and is a predicted model, not a curated record. The transcript is spliced from 4 exons. Bases 1 to 1089 code for a protein of 362 amino acids. Lineage: Eukaryota; Fungi; Ascomycota; Sordariomycetes; Hypocreales; Nectriaceae.
AUGCAGGAGCAAGACCUUCUUCAGCAGCUCGGUAACACGGCAUUCGCCUGCUCAUCUCUCACACGUGUGAGCAGUGGCAGCGCCAACUAUGUCUAUCGAGGCAUUCUUAUCCACGCCAUGCCCACCAGAGACGAUGCUUGGGAUAUGGAGAGUGUUAUCGUGAAAUAUUCACUUGGUCAUGUACCAGGAAAUGCUGGGUUCAAACUCGACUUAUCACGCUGCUCUGUCGAGAAUACCCUACUGGAGUACUUGAAUCAGUCAUCACUGGUGACUAUGGAAGUCAAGACCCCUGUUACUUAUUUUCUAGAUCUCAAUGCUCAUAGAGGUAUUGCGCUGAGUGGCUUGUGGAUGAACUAUCAGGCAUUGUCCACCAGUCAAGAGGUUGGAAACUGGCUGCGUCACUUCCAUGAAUGGGCCUCAGAACCUCAACAAACAGACUUCCGAAGCAAGGUUGGCUGCAACGAGCCCAUGCAAAGACUCAAGCACAAGGUUACCUACGGUACACUCAUCGAAAUCUUGAAGAACUUUCCCGGUAUCAUGGGAAAGAACAUCAGGGCUCUGGAAAGGGUCAAAGAGCGAGCGGAACUCGAGCUUCAUGAUCUGACUAGCGGUAGGGGAGGACCAGAUCGAGGUAUGAUCCAUGGAGAUUGCUGGAUGGGAAAUAUUAUACUGACAGAAUACCCUCCUGCUCCAAUCGGUCGUGACACCGCUAGAGACAUCAUCUUGAUUGACUGGGAAAUGUGCCAAUUUGGCCAUCAGGUGUACGACUUGGGACAUAUGAUAGGCGAUCUGUAUGAGGCGCAUCAUUUCCACGGCUCGAAUAUCGCUUUGACGAUGAUCAGAGGUUUCAUUGACGGUUAUGGGGAGAUUGGCGACGAAAUGGCUUUCCGAACGGCUAUUCACACUGGCGUGCAGCUUCUGAGCUGGUAUAAUCGUCGUGCCCCAUCAGAUGCCAUGAAAGAGACCGAAGAACAGAUUUUGAGUGCAGCAAAGAUCUCGACGCACUUGAUUGUUGGCGGCUGGGAGAGGGAAAAGCAGUGGUUUCAAGGUACACCCUUGGCACCUUUGUUCCAUCCCGCUAAUAGUUAG